This is a messenger RNA of Caenorhabditis briggsae, 1596 nucleotides long. RefSeq names its product Protein CBR-UGT-62 (gene Cbr-ugt-62). Gene Ontology annotation, molecular function: UDP-glycosyltransferase activity. Lineage: Eukaryota; Metazoa; Nematoda; Chromadorea; Rhabditida; Rhabditidae. The transcript is spliced from 8 exons. The record is from RefSeq and is a predicted model, not a curated record. The coding region runs from base 1 to 1596 and encodes 531 amino acids.
AUGAAAAUAUUUGCUCUAUUAUCAUUGCUCCUAGGAGCAGUCGCCUCCUACAAAUAUGUUAUUUUUGUACCAAAUAUGGCUAAUAGUCAGACUCAAUUCUGUGCUCGUGUAGCAGAGGUUCUUGCCAAUGGAGGUCACGAUGUCACUAUGCUCUUCGUCACUCAUUUAUCUGAUUUCAAGACUGAUGUGAAAAUUCCAAAGGGAGUCAAAAGUUACCAUCUCGAUGCUUUCAUAGAGGGAAUCACAAAGGAAAGCAUUGAGAAAGAGCAAUCUGCUAUGAUAUUCAAAGAUACUGGACUUAAAGAUAUGCCAGCUAUGAUGGCAAUGUUCGGUCGCUUUGGAAAGAUGCUCCAAGAAGGAUGUCGCGCAGUUAUUAGAAACAAGGAAUUUAUGAAGUGGUUGGAAAAUGAAAAGUUUGAUGUUGCAUACGCAUACAUCUAUUCUACUUGUCCAAUUGGAUUAAUUCAUACAGCCAAGAUUCCAUCUUGGGUUUGGUUAAACAGUGGACCACUCAUGGACUACGUUGCUGAAACAACUGGAGUUCCAAUCAUUCCUAGUUAUGUUCCACCUGUGAUGAUGGAAUCUCACGAUUUAAUGGGAUUCGUUUUUAGAACAAAAAGCUUUAUUGGACAUUUCUUGAUGACUCUUUUCCACAGAAAAAUGUCUUCCGAUGCGGAAACGCAGAUUUUUCGUGAGGAAUUGAACGAUCCAUCUUUCCCACAUACAAUGGAUAUUGGAGCAAAAUGCCCAUUGAUCAUUGUAAACAGCAACGAACUUUAUGAUCUGCCACGUCCUACUUUGGCAAAAGUAGUAAAUAUUGGAGGACUAGGAGUUGGAUUUGACAGUGCUAAGCCUUUAACUGGAGAGUUCAAAACAAUCUCAGAAACUGGAAAAGGAAUGAUUGUAUUCUCGUUUGGAUCGGUGGCAGCAGCCCAUGAAAUGCCUUUAGAAUGGAAAAAUGCAAUUCUCGAUGCAUUCUCAUCUCUUCCAGAUUAUCAAUUUGUUAUGAGAUAUUUGGGAACUGAUCUGAAUGAUAGAUUACCGAAAAAUGUACAUUUAUCCAAAUGGCUUCCGCAAAAAGAUCUUCUUCUUCACAAUAAAACAAAGGCAUUUAUCAGUCAUGGAGGAUAUAAUUCUAUGCAGGAAGCAAUCUCUGCUGGAGUACCACUUGUCACAAUUGCUCUUUUCGGUGAUCAACCUAAAAAUGCUCAAAUUGCGAAAAAACAUGGAUUCGCUGUUAAUAUUCAAAAAGGAACAAUUUCAAAAGAAACGAUUGUUGAGGCGUUGAAAGAAGUCCUUGAAAAUGAUAGUUACAAACAAAAAGUGAGUCGUCUCUCUGCAAUGGUCCGUGCCCAACCAAUGAAACCAGCUGAACGUCUUCUAAAAUGGUCAGAAUUCCUCGCCGAAUUCAAAACUCUAGAUAAUUUGGAACCAGCUGGACAAAAACUCAAUUUCUUCCAAUACCACUCUCUUGAUGUUAUUGGCUUUCUUUUCACUGUCAUUUUCCUUGUUUUCUACAUUUUCUACCGUAUCCUCCGUGCUCUAGUCAGAUGCUGUUGUUGUAGGAAGUCCCACGAAAAGAAGAAAACCGAAUAG